Helianthus annuus (common sunflower) is the source of this 2147-nucleotide messenger RNA. RefSeq names its product receptor like protein kinase S.2. Bases 1 to 2040 code for a protein of 679 amino acids. Gene Ontology annotation, biological process: protein phosphorylation. The record is from RefSeq and is a predicted model, not a curated record. The transcript has 6 exons. Lineage: Eukaryota; Viridiplantae; Streptophyta; Magnoliopsida; Asterales; Asteraceae. Gene Ontology annotation, molecular function: ATP binding; protein kinase activity.
AUGUCUAUCUCUACCAUUCACCCGGUUGAAACUUCCUCCUCCUAUUCGCCACAAACGUGCCGUCAAUUUACCUUUUCUGAGAUUGAACUUGCUACCCAAAACUUUGAUGAGUCGUUGGUGAUUGGACGUGGGGGGUUUGGCAAAGUUUACAUAGGAACCAUCACUUGUGGGGAAGUUCUUUUGGAUGCUGCAAUUAAGCGGCUGGAAUCAACUUCUAAUCAAGGAGCAGUAGAAUUUUGGGCUGAAGUUGAGAUGCUCUCCAAAUUAAGGCACUGUCAUUUGGUAUCUUUAAUUGGUUACUGCAAUGAAGAGCAAGAAAUGAUCCUUGUAUACGAAUAUAUGUCCAAUGGAACUCUAGCAGAUCGUCUCCAUAAGCGUCGAGCUUCUCUGACUUGGGUGCGAAGACUUAAAAUAUGCAUAGGGGCGGCUCGUGGUUUAGAUUACUUGCACACUGGUACAGGUAUUAAGCAUGGAGUUAUACAUCGGGAUGUUAAGAGCACAAAUAUAUUGUUAGAUGACAAUUGUGCAGCUAAGAUUUCGGACUUUGGGUUGUCCAAAAUUGCUCCAACGAAUCAGCCUUCGACUUAUGUUAACACUCUGGUGAGAGGCACCUUUGGAUAUAUGGAUCCAGAUUACUUUCAAACAGGUAGGCUGACUCGAAAGUCUGAUGUGUAUGCCUUUGGGGUGGUACUAUUUGAAGUCUUAUGUGGGAAACAAGCGGUGGAUAGAAGUAUCGAUGAGGAGCACUGGGGUUUGGCAACAUGGGCUCAAGACUCCAUUAAAGAAGGAAGACUAGGGCAAAUCGUUGAUAUUAAUUUAAGGGGGAGGUUAUUCCGUAAAUGUUUAAAGGAGUAUGCACUACUAGCUGACCGGUGUUUGCAUAGCCAUCCCAAGCAACGUCCUACAAUGGCCGAAGUUGUGGUGUGUCUUGAGUCUAUCCUGGCUUUACAGGAGAAAACCGACAGUGAUCAGUUGCUACCAACAUUUUUCGGUAGAAUGGUACCAACAUUUCUUAUUCCGUCUAAUCAUCGGGAAACCUCAGGCAGAGAUACAAGUGUAAAAUCCCUUGAGUUAUACCUCCACGCUGUUGGAGGUGAAGACCGAAUAUUAAACUGCUUUGAUUUUAAUACCAUUGUUAAUGCAACUGCAAACUUCUCUGAAGCUAAUAUGCUUUCGUCUGUCUACUACAAGUUUGUAUACAAGGGUAGGCUACAAAAUGGACAAGAUAUAACAAUCACUCAAUAUUCCUAUGCCAGCACAUACGAUGAAUGUAUGAAUGAAGCAUCAAUACUAGUAAAGCUUGAACAUGAAAAUGUGAUUCAGCUGCUUGGAUAUUGUAUUCACGGAACAGAGGCAUACCUCGUCUAUGACUUUGCCCUUAAUGCAACUCUGGAUAGCUUGAUUUUUGAUCCUAUGUGUAAUCUUUUGGACUGGAAUAAACGGUACAAAAUAAUCCUUGGUGUAGCUAGGGCACUUGUAUACCUUCACAAUCAUGCUCCCAUUCGGAUCAUACAUGGUGAUGCAAAACUUGCAAAAGUUCUUUUAGAUGAAAGUUUUGACCCAAAAAUGUCAGGUUUUGGGUAUGCAAUGACAAUCAACGACACUGACUGCAUUUAUGUUGAUUCAAUUCGUGGGACUCCCGGAUACGUAUCAGCUGAAUAUCACAUGACAUUAUGUCUGUCAACCAAGGAAGAUGUCUUUAAUUUUGGUGUGCUGGUUUUGGAAACUGUAACUGGGCAAAGGAAUAACAGGUUUAUACGCGUAGCUAACGACGUGGACUUUAUGCUUAUAAAUCUUGUCCGGACAGAGUGGUUGGAAGGAACAUUGACAAAUGUUAUUGAUCCCAGAAUUGAUGCCGAUCCAAUCUUGAUGACAAAGUUCAUCGAGAUUGGGUUGUUGUGCGUGCAAGAAAGAGCAGCAAUUAGGCCAACAAUGAAGGAAGUUAUUGGCAUGUUGCUUGGCACCUUGUCUCUAACUCUCCCUGUUUCGGAAAUGAGAACAAGGAUCAUUAAUGGAGUUCAGCCAUCAGAUGAAAGUUAGUUCAAGUGUGGUGAUAGUCAGGGGCGGACAAAGCCCAAUGGGAGGGGUAGCACCCGCUACCCCUCAACUAACUUUUAUGACGAAGUGAAUAUAUUUUUGUUUUUACA